This is a messenger RNA of Tyto alba (common barn owl), 2908 nucleotides long. Its product is annotated as potassium voltage-gated channel subfamily C member 1-like. NCBI's taxonomy places the organism in Eukaryota, Metazoa, Chordata, Aves, Strigiformes, Tytonidae. Gene Ontology annotation, molecular function: delayed rectifier potassium channel activity; protein binding. The coding region runs from base 289 to 1584 and encodes 431 amino acids. Gene Ontology annotation, cellular component: neuronal cell body membrane; dendrite membrane; axon. The transcript has 3 exons. Gene Ontology annotation, biological process: potassium ion transmembrane transport; protein homooligomerization. The record is from RefSeq and is a predicted model, not a curated record.
CGGCAGUUGUUGCCUUCUUGUUUGAGUGUUAUUCCCUGGAGUGGGGAGAGCGACUGCUGAUAGGGCAGAGAACAAGGGAGAGGGGCCUCUGCAUCUUUUCAGUGCUAUUGGCUGGUUUUGUUUUCUGGCAUCUACGAGACUUGAGCUUUGGAGACUAGCCAUCGAACAUCCUGUUUUCACUGAAUUUGUCUGUUCUUCCCAGUCUCUUCUCCUUUCUUCUGGUUGCAGAGUUGCUGCAAUAGCACCAAGAUAAACAAGAGCCUAUGAGGACUUGCACCUCCCUCACAGAUGGAAGGCUCCAAGGAAAAAAUCAUCCUGAAUAUUGGGGGAGUCAGAUAUGAGACAUACAGCAGCACCCUCCGGACCUUCCCAGGGACCAAGCUGUACAGCCUAACAGAGCCCCAUGCCCCAAGCAUCUAUGACUAUGAUCCUACCACCAAGGAGUUCUUUUUUGAUAGGAGUGCUGAGAUCUUCUGCUAUGUGUUGAACUAUUAUAGGACCAAACAUUUCCACUGCCCCAUUGAUACCUGUAGGUCAGUCUUAGAAGAAGAGCUGGCUUUCUGGGAAAUAAAUGAGACACAGCUAUCAUCCUGCUGCUGGCUGAAGCUGAAUAACAAAGAGGUGCAGCCAGAGGAGUUUAACAUUUGGGAUGAAAAUGAACAGACUGAUGAGCAAUGCCUCUUAGUCCAGACAGAAAGAAGGGAUUUCAGCUGGCGAACCAGGUGGCAGCCAAAGAUUUGGUCUACAUUUGAAAAGCCGUUUUCCUCUUUUGGUGCUAAGUGUUUGGCUUUUGUUUCUCUGCUGUUCAACGUUGGAAUUGUCAUCAUAUUCUGUGAGGAGACCAAGGCACAAUUUGAGUUCUUUACUGCUAACUUCACCUCUGUUGGCUAUUCUGAGGACUCCCACAACGACCAUGAACCCUAUUACCACCAGGCUGCCUACUUGCUUCAUCUGGAACUUUUGUGUGUCCUCUGGUUUACUUUUGAGUUCUCUGUGCGAUUUUGUUUCUGCCCAGACAAGAAAUUGUUCUUCCAAAAUCCCCUAAACGUGGUUGACUUCCUCUCCCUCUUCCCAGUUUAUAUUGAACUCUUUGUGGCUGGGCAGAUUCAGAGAAUGCCAAGCCUGGGACUUUGGUUGGGCUUUGUUCGCAUUGUCUAUCUCCUCAAACUCCUGAAGAUAUCCAAGCUGAUAGAAACACCACUGAUCCUCAGGGUUCUGUGCUACACCCUCAAGUCUAUCCUUAGAGAGAUUUGCAUCCUGUUGAUGAUUUUGGCCUUUGAGACCCUCUUCUUUGGCUCCCUCUUUUUCUAUGGGGAGUUGUUGUGUAGCCAUCCCUCCUACAGAGGUGAUCUACACCUCGCUGACAUUCUUGUUUGCUUCUGGUGGGCUUUGAUCACACUCACUACAGUGGGCUACGGAGAUAUUAUCCCUCUCACCACAUUUGGCCAAGUGACAGCAGCCUUAGCUGCAGUAUUUGGCAUGUUAACUAUUAUCAUCCCAAUACCCAUUUUUCUGGUGAAAUUUAAAAGCUAUUACAACAUUGCUAUCUUUAAACAGAAGCUCAAAAGGAACAAGAAACACUAAUGCUUCAGAACUUCUGUUCCCAUUUGCCUUUAGCAAUAGACCUUCAGCAUGUUCUUUUCUCUUUGGUGGAAAGGGAGUGCAAAUAGUUCUUACUGCAUUUACUUGCUGCCUUAGCAUAUCGGUGAGGCCUCAGGUUGCAGUACUUGAUAUACAACUGAUCAGACCUGUCAAAUCCCAUGAGUAUAUCCCAUACUAUACUUCAUUCCAUGCUCUUUUACAUGUCACAGUUUCUCCCUCUCUCAUCUAGCUGUUGGGAGACAGGCUGUGAUGCUGCAUUGUAGCCUGAAUAUGCACCACAUAGCUGAGUUCCAUGACCUGGGGUCCCUGCAUAUUCCCUCAGCUGUCAUGCAACCCAUGAUGCUAGCUAUGCCUUCCAUUGCCUGACAGACCAUUAUCUCAUUUUGCAUGCUGGCAAAUAAGGUUUGUGCACAGUCCUGCUCUGAAAGCAAGGAGGAAGCAUGUUUUGGGUUUUUUUUUAAAACAAUGUUGUUUCCUCAUUUUACCCAAACAAGCCAGUACAUCUGAUUUGCCUGCAUUCACAUGCAGAUGUAAAGAAGGCAUCAGGCUGAACUGAAUAUCUGUGGUCCUGAGAACCAGCACCAUUCGGUAACCUGCUUUGUGGGCUCACAGGAAUUCACAGAAUUAUAGAAUCAUAGAAUGGUUUGGGUUGGAAGAGACCUUAAAGACUAUCUAGUUCCACCCCCUGCCAUGGACAGGGACACCUCCCACUAGAGCAGCCCCAUCCAACCUGGCCUUGAACCCUUCCAGGGAGGGGGCAGCCACAGCUUCUCUGGGGAACCUGUGCCUGUGUCUCGUCUCACCACCCUCACAGGGAAGAAUUCCUUCCUAAUAUCUAAUCUGAAUCUACCCUCUUUGCUGUGGCAUUUAGGUAGCAGCAAGGGAGCCCUCUGACAGCAAGUCCUUUUUGGCUCUGCUGAAGUCUAUGGCAACCUUUCCUUGACUUCAGUGAGAUCAAAAUUUUAUUGGAUACUUUCAGCUGAUCAACACAUUUCAACAGUUCUUCAUUUUUCUGUAACAAAGUUACCGAGCUAUUAGCCAAAAUAUCUAUAUGGGUUUUGCUGUUCAAAAGGAAGAACAUAAACUACAGUAUUCAAUAGCAUUUUAAUGUCAUUUACUUUCUUAAGACAUAGAUGUAAACUAUGAAUAUUUGUCUUUUAACUGGAUAGUCUUAAUUGUUACAUAUGUUUAAUUUUGAAGUAACAAAUACUGCUGAGGUAUGAAAAAACACGUCCAAUUGUUUAUAUAGCAGGAUGAUGUGCUAAGAUUAUUUUGUUUAGUAAGUAAAAAUUUCUGUAUACAAUAA